GGGGGGCGAGAGUUUAGCAAACUUUCUUUGUGGGACUAUUUUACUUUAGCGGUUAUAUCAAAGAGCCUACAACAGCGUUAGCAAGAAAUUAAAAUAAAUCUAUGGACGCUGAGGGUGGAUUAGUGAAAAUAGCUUGCUGUUCAUGAUCAAGGAAUGGUGAGGCAGAGUCCGUGAUCUUUCAAUGACCGAGGCAACACCAUUCGAUCGCUCGGAGGUGAUCAAAAGGCAUCUCUGAAAUCUCCCCUUCCGCAGUGAGACUUCCAACGUCCAUCAAAAUGGGUAAUGGAAUCCUGCUGAUAGUCGUGGGUUGCCUGGCUGCUGAUCUUAUUCAAGCGGGGUUUAAGACUGCCUACCAUGGACCGUGUGAGGGUCGAGACUGCAGCGCAGGUUGCAAAUGUUUCCCAGAGAAAGGGUCAAGGGGUCCACCAGGACAGAUUGGGCCUCAAGGACGCAGUGGGCCACCAGGGUUUCCAGGGCCAGUGGGGGUAACUGGAUCAAAGGGUGAGAAGGGUAACCAAGGUCUACCAGGGGUUGGUGGAAUGAAAGGAGAAAAGGGCCCAAUCGGUGUGCCGGGAUUUGUUGGUACAAACGGGAUCCCGGGUCAUCCAGGUCAACAAGGUCCAAGAGGUCUUGCUGGUCUAGAUGGGUGCAAUGGUACCAAAGGAGACCCUGGUUCCAGUGGUUUUGAUGGAUAUCCCGGAGUACCGGGAUUACCGGGUGAAGUUGGUCUAAAAGGAGCCAAAGGAGAACCAUUCUACUUCUCCGGGGGAUCCAUUGGAUCGAGGGGUGAUCCCGGCCUCCCAGGUUUGGAUGGGUUUCCUGGUCCAAAGGGUUUACCUGGUCCCUAUGGUCCUGAGGGCCCCAGAGGUCCCCCUGGCAUCUCAGGGCGCCCUGGCUCACCAGGAACUCGAGGCUUGAAGGGUAACAUGGGAUUAGGAUUCCAAGGACAGAAAGGAGGAAAGGGAGACGUGGGUCUUCCAGGUCCUCCAGGCCCACCACCUGCCACCGGAACGCUUGAGUUUGCUAGACCAGCUGGAUUUCCUAAAGGGGACAGAGGUGAAAAGGGCGAUAAAGGAUUACCUGGCUCUCCUGGAAGGCCUGGAUUGCGUGGCCCACCGGGUUAUACAGAUGUGAGCAGAUCAAAAGGAGAGAAAGGGAUCCCUGGUCUCCCAGGCGCAAGGGGAGUUUUAGGCCUGGAUGGACCACCUGGGAUUCCUGGAAGGAAGGGUCAACCAGGCUUUCCUGGGGCAAGAGGAGACGAUGGAUUCCCAGGAAUGAAGGGUGACCGCGGUGAAAUCGGUCCACCGGGGCCCACAAGUUAUGCAGAUACAAGUGGCACUGUUCUUAAAGGCCUUCCUGGGGAUCGAGGCUCACCGGGACUUCCAGGUCCUCCAGGAAUCCAAGGUUUACGAGGUCCGCCAGGAUUACCUGGAUUUCCAGGAUCUCCAUCACGAAGUGCAGGACCAAAGGGUCUUGCAGGAUUCCCAGGUGUUACAGGUCCUAAAGGAGAAAGAGGUGCACCGGGAAAGACGCGGUUUUCACAACUUGGACUUCCAGGCCCACCUGGUCUACCAGGCCCACCAGGACCAGCGGGACCACCAGGACCAGCGGGACCACCAGGGGGUGAUGACAUAAGUGGCACUGGACCGAUUGGACCUCCUGGCUUACCUGGACCAACUGGGUCCCGAGGGUUCAGGGGUAGCAAAGGAUAUAAAGGUGAACCAGGAGAUUGUGUCUGCGAUGGGGUGAUUCGUGGAGGAAAUCCUGGUCCCCCUGGUCCUCCUGGACAAAAAGGAAAUCCUGGUCCUAAUAGUGAGAAUGGACAGUGUGGAGACCCAGGAUCACCAGGGCCUCCAGGGCCAAUAGGUAACCAAGGUUUUCCAGGUGUACCAGGAGUGCCAGGUCGAAAAGGACAAAAGGGGGACUCAUCAUUCACAUCAGCAAAAGGGCCAAAGGGAAGUUCUGGUGUCCCAGGGCCAAGGGGACCUUCUGGCAUUCCAGGAAAACCAGGAAGGGAUGGCUUUCCAGGUUUAGCAGGUCGUCCUGGCUUACCCGGAGACCGUGGAUCUGGUUACCCAGGUGAGAAAGGAUUCCCAGGCAGCCCGGGUCCAAGGGGACCCGCAGGAGAAAGGGGUGAGCCAGGUAAUGGACUCCCAGGAUCUCCAGGUUUCCAAGGACCCCCAGGUGAUCCAGGAUUUGAUGGAAGACCAGGGCCACCAGGAUUUCCGGGAUUGCCAGGUGACUGUUGCUGCGGGGAAACCGCUGGCGAAGACGACCGUCAGACAGAGGGAGGAAUCACACUUCCCUGUGUGAUCCCAGGCAACAGAGGUUUGCAAGGAUUUCCGGGACCUCCAGGACUACCAGGUCCAAAAGGUAGACCAGGCUUUCCAGGCAGUCCAGGGCGACCAGGAUCAGAUGGACCAAAAGGAUUCCCAGGACCUCCAGGCUUGUUGGGUGAAUCAGGCUUUCCUGGGUUUCCUGGAGCACGAGGUGAUGAUGGGCUACCAGGUCUCCCUGGACUGGAUGGAACUGAAGGUUCUCCUGGAAAAAUUGGUAUUCCUGGUACUCCAGGUCAGAAAGGACUCCCAGGAGAUGUCUAUGGUGCAAUAUCGGGUUCUCCAGGUCAACCCGGUCAGCCUGGAAAACUGGGAUUGAAAGGACCUCCAGGAGAUCCUGGCUUGCCUGGCCCUAGAGGUAUUGAUGGCAAGCCAGGACGUCAAAGCACAAAAGGUGAAAGAGGGCCCCCAGGCUACCCUGGUCUCCCAGGCUUGCCAGGACCCCCAGGCCUGAGCCAAGUGGAUGCUCUGCCAGGUCUCAUGGGAGAAGUGGGCAGGCCCGGUGAGCCCGGACAACCAGGUUUUCCAGGACCAAAAGGAUUCAUAGGAGAUCGUGGACCUUCAGGACCUUCUGGUAUGAAGGGAUUCCCAGGAAUGUUAGGAAAUCCAGGUUCCCCUGGGCAAUCAGGUCCCCCAGGUCCCACAGGAAGACCUGGUACUGAAAGUCCAUUUCCUCGAUUUGGCCCAAAAGGUGAAAAGGGCUGUCCUGGUGUGAUUGGAUUCCCAGGAAUGCCUGGCCUUCCAGGCCAGCCAGGAUUUGAUGGAAGAAGAGGAGAAACCGGCAGCCCAGGAAGACCAGGCUACCCAGGCUCCCCCGGCAGGAGUGGAGAUAAAGGUGAUCGAGGCAUCAGUGGACCACCUGGUCCUUUUCUUGGAGAGUUUUCAAUAUCUGGACCACCAGGCGACACUGGCAACCCUGGAGUUCCAGGUUUCCCUGGACCUAGAGGAGAGAAGGGCUUUCCUGGACCACCUGGUCCUCCUGGUUUGCCAGGACUGAGAGGUCUCCCUGGACGUGAGAAAGGAAGACCUGGGGAUUUUGGGAUUCCAGGUUCUCCUGGUGCACCGGGACUACCUGGGCCAAAAGGCUCCAGUGGCAUUUUUGGUUUUCCUGGAAUGAUGGGAGAAAAGGGUAAUGAUGGUCUCCCUGGCCCUCCUGGGCUCCCUGGUGAAACAGGUCUCCCUGGUCCAAAAGGUGAGCGUGGUGAUUCGGUGAGAAUACCAGGGUCUGUAGGACCAAAGGGAGAUCCAGGACAGCCAGGAUACCCAGGCAGAAGAGGGCAAGAUGGUUUGCCUGGUGACACUGGCAUCCCCGGUAGCCCUGCAGCCAGUGGAGUCAAAGGAUUUCCAGGAGAACCAGGUCAACGAGGUUUCCCAGGUCCUCCAGGGCUUCCAGGACCUCCAGGGAACACAGGCUACCAAGGACCUCGAGGACUUCCAGGCCCUCCAGGACGUCCACCCCAAUAUAGUUUACCAGGGCAGAAAGGACUCCCAGGUUCUCCAGGGUUAGACGGUUUGAAUGGCUUGCCUGGACCUAAAGGCCCACCAGGAAAACCAGGUCCUGUUUUGGCGGGGUUACCAGGACCUCCUGGCCCACCAGGCUUCAAGGGUGAGAGCGGAACGCCAGGCACGGGCAUAGGAUCACCAGGAUAUCCUGGACCGAAAGGAUUUCGAGGCGAUCCAGGACGUGCUGGACCUUUGGGUCUUCCAGGAAAGCCAGGUCCUCCAGGUAUCACCAUUCCAUCAGAAGUUCCUGGGAGGCCAGGUGACCCUGGUCCACCUGGAUAUAAAGGUGAAACAGGUCUCCCAGGUCCUCCUGGACCUCCAGGGCCAUCUGCUCCCAGAUAUGAAAAAGGAGAACCUGGUAACCCAGGUUAUUCAGGGACCCCUGGACCACCGGGUGCGCGUGGAGACAAAGGAUAUCCAGGAAGCCCAGGAAUCCCAGGCCCUCCAGGAUUGAAGGGUCAAAGGUCAGAACCAGGCAUAAAUGGAUUUCCAGGAACAGAUGGCCCUCCUGGUGAUCCAGGGUACCCAGGACCGAGCGGGGAUCCUGGUCAAAAAGGCUUCCCAGGACGUCCAGGACCCCCAGGGCGAAAAGUAGAAGUUCCAAGGCCUCGUGGGUUUCCAGGUGAUGUUGGCCCACCAGGAUUUGAUGGAUCAGCCGGUCCUCCAGGAGACCAAGGUAGCCCUGGUUAUCCAGGAUUUCCAGGUCUCAAAGGUCAGCCAGGGAAACCUGGCAGGGUGGGACCAAAUGGUUUGCCUGGCUCUAUGGGUCCUGUGGGAGAUCCAGGUCCGAAGGGAUAUCCUGGAUUGCCUGGAUUAGAGGGUUAUCCGGGGAAACAGGGUUUGCCAGGACGGCCAGGAGACACAUCCCGUGGCGUGAGUGUGGGCUACACACUGGUAAAGCACAGUCAGUCAGAUAAUGUGCCACCCUGCCCAUUGGGGGUGAACAGACUGUGGGACGGGUACAGCUUGCUGUACGUGGAGGGACAAGAAAAGGCACAUAACCAGGAUCUGGGAAUGGCUGGUUCGUGUUUGCCUCGUUUCACCACGAUGCCUUUCCUGUAUUGCAAUGUCGAUGAGGUCUGCCACUAUGCAAACAGGAAUGACAAGUCCUAUUGGCUUUCCACCACCGCCCCCAUCCCCAUGAUGCCUGUCUCCAACCGGCAGAUCCAACAGUAUAUUAGCCGCUGCUCUGUCUGUGAGGUGCCAUCUCAGGCUAUUGCUGUACACAGCCAGGACAUAACCAUCCCGCAGUGCCCUGACGGUUGGCGAAGUCUCUGGAUAGGAUACUCUUUCCUUAUGCACACAGCCGCUGGCCCAGAGGGUGGAGGCCAGUCUCUCGUGUCACCGGGCUCCUGCUUGGAGGACUUCCGCGCCACGCCCUUCAUCGAGUGCAACGGCGCCCGCGGCACCUGCCACUACUUCGCCAACAAGUAUAGCUUCUGGCUGACGACAGUGGAGGCGAGCCGGCAGUUUGUGGAGUCACCGCCCUCGGAGACGCUGAAGGCGGGUCAGCUGCGCACGCGGGUCAGCCGCUGCCAAGUCUGCAUUAAGUACUUGUAGCUGCCGUCCAGCUGGAGGUCUCCCCUGCUGUCAUGACUCUUGCUCGGUUGGCUGGCACAGGCUUGCCUUUCUGACAAAUCACUGGCCAGCUUUACUGAAUUUGUAUAUUAGGAGGAGGUGGUUUCUAAUGCAGACUGUAUAAAAUACGGUGCGACUUCAUUCCUACUGCUGCGCAAAGCCUUUAUUUGUAUUCACCGAGUCAGAUUCCACAUGAGCAAACCAAUAACAGAAUCAGCUAGUGGUGGUGUCACUGGGUAUGGUCUCGUCCCAUCUAUUCCGGAAUGGUUUAUUUUCAGUAGCUCCCUUAAGUACUGGGCAUUCCAUUACUAUGUGAGCAGAAACCACUAACUUAGACCAACAUUUGGGUCUGUAUGAAUUCAUUUUAUAGCAAAGCUGGAGAAUUCUGGGUCCAGCUCCCUGAUAGGAUCCCAGAUUUGUCAUGUGUAUUUCAAGUCCCAACUAGAGCAGAACUGAAAAGUAAUUUCAAUGUUAAAUCUAGCAUGUUGUCCUCCCUGAUGUUAUGCAUAUAAUUGAUUUUAAUGCUCAUAAUUUGUAUGUAAUUAUCCUCCACUCAUUACAUUCUACUGGUAAAAUUACCCUGUUUUUAUUCGGAGACUUUGCUGUAAUUUCUGCCUCAAGUUGUUUCUUUAAAUAUACUCUGUUUCUUGCGCAAAUUGGCUCUGCCGUACAUCAGAGAAAUUGCUGUGAGCCCCACCAUGGCCCAGCUCAUUACCUAACACAGUGCUGUCAACAUAUUAACAUUGGGAAUAGCAAUGAGAGUCUUUUUUUCCUAGCAUCUUUGGUAGAUGCCUAUUGCUCUCUUCCCCUUGAGUUCACAUUGCAAAGGCUCCUCUACGUGACAGCCACAGUCUGAUGUUUUCAUACAUGGCAUUUUCAAGCUAGCUUGACAUAAAAGCAUGUUCUUCUUUGCCAUAAUGCUUAAGCUGAUUGGUUUACCUCAUCUCAACUAUAUCACAAAUGUCUUCCUUGUAGUUAGUGGAUUUAGAUGCUGAAUCAAGAAUGCCAGACUUGUCACCUACUAAAUAUAAAUUAGUCCAGGUGUGGAAGGCUUUUAUAUAUACUGUAAAUAGGUUAUUAGUUUGCUUUAUUGUGGAAUUUAAUUUUGAAAGUCACAGCCACUCAGCAACCCAAACAAAAAUCUAGUUUACGUUCUAAAAACAAUAUUGUUCUUGCAAUUCUCACAAAGUCAAAAAAUAUAUUUUUGAAUGUCUGUGCCUCAACUGUACAAGGUGCCUUUCAUGCCAAUAUGCUGCAGUCCACCAGAAAAGGCUGUAGUUUAUCGUGAUGGCCAUUUUGGUUUAAAGCUUCCAUUGUUCAUAGAACAAAACAGGAAAGGUGCUCAACACAAAGGUGCUCAUUUUAAGUUCAUGGCUACCUCAGAAAGUGCAAAUAUUGCUCAAAUUUUCUCACCCCUUACCACAUUGUUGAAUUGCUAGAGACACAUAACCCUGCACUGAUAGAUCUGCCUGGCUCAAUGGAGCUUCUCUUGCUUUUAUUUCCUCUGUAAAAUGCAAGCUUUUAUAGUGCUAGAUGAAGUAGCUGGAAGUAAUACUGAAUUUCCUGAAAGCUUACAGCAGUGCAUAAUACAGACAUAUACCUUUUGAAAACUCAUUUGACUUUGACUAACAUGGUGAAAUCUCUCAGUCAUUAUUUCAUGUUAGUGCAGAAUUCUUUAUUCCACAAAAAGUUGAAGGUUUUAUUUAUUGCCAAUUAUUAGAUAAAACUCCAGUGUAAAACUAAGCAUGACACAUUGGUAUAUGUUUCAGCAUUUAAUAAAUGAUAUAUUAACAGAGAACAAAGAUAAAAUUCAUAUGUAUUCUUGCAAUCGCAAUCCUAUAAAACCUCUCAAUAAAUACAUGCCAAUGGAAGAUUUGUCUCCCCUUUGCUCAGAGGAAGUUGUUUGAAGAGAAUAUUAAAUCUUAGAAGGAGUUUAAAAAAUUGGGUUUGGUUUGCUGUUCAAGGCAUAUGCAAGGGAUCCUAACAUACCCUGAAAUAUAGUUGCUGGGGCGUCUGUUUUAGUUCAUAAAUAUGAUGCUUUGGUACAAUCUGUUUUGAAAUCUAUCAUUAUCUGUUGCAUGCCGUGUCUGCUUGAGUCUAUUUGUCACAGCUGUAAAUGACUGUGAUAAUUUAAUGUUAGUCACUAGCAUGAGGUAAAGUGAUAAGUGAUUUCUGGGCAUGCAAUAUCAAUCUGACAAGACAAAGCUUGCUUCUUUAUUGCUCAAUAUUUAUAAUCCAUAGAAACUAUGGGUCUCAACAGGGACAUUUUACUGAGCAGUACAGCCAGCUAUGCUGAACUUGAUGCUUUUGUCUCAGAGGUAUCCCUUUGUACUACAGUAAAGGGUUUUGUUUUAAACAAAAAUAUAGAAGGGGAUGUGUCGGAGACAGUAAGGUCAGCUAGACUGCCCCAAAAGGCCUUCAUGAAGAGUGAUGUUUUUGAAUAGCAUAGAAGGAGAAAAUUGUAGUUUUAUCACAUGAAGAUCCAAUCUUAUGCCAUGUACAAAACCCAGCAGAGAACAUAAUUAGAAGCCUGGUAAGGUCUUGAGAUCUGAGAGUAGAUGUUUCAAAUCUGCACAUGAUGGUAGCAUAUUAAUACAUCUUUUGCCAAGAACAUUCCCAAACCAGUGACAACCCUUCGUGUAAAAGAAAAACAACAUAUUUUUAAAACCCCAAGAUGUUUGUAUUCACAAUGGUGUUAUUUAAAUUAUUUCAAUGCACUGCAGUAGCCUUCAACCUAGCUUUCUCAGUAAAGGGGAUCAGGGUGUGACCAUAAUUCAUUGAACCUACUUGUGAGCCCUUGAACACUCCGCUUUGGGAAAAUUGCCCCUUCCCUUUCUGCAAUAGCAGUCUGCCAAGGUGGCUAAGAGAGAACAUAUACUUCUGAAUUCAGUUGAACUGCUGUCAAUUGCACUUUUGUUAUUACCUGUAACAGAUCUUUCCCUCAUUUUAAAGAAGCCAACAAUCCCAAUUUUCACAUUUUUGUUGUUUUGCCUGAGGACUACAUACACAGAAUUAAUACUAUCAGGCUUAUAUCUUCAAAUGGUAUUCGGUACUACAGAAAUUUUAAAUUUAAAUGUUUGUACUAAAAUACUAUGAAGCUGUAUAAAUUCAAUUUAUACUCACCAAAUGUUAAAUGCUAACAAGGCAGCUUUGCUUUUCCUUGGCCUUUGAUGUUACAGAGAUAUAAACUGGCAAAUGAAUAAACUCAUGUCUGACAAAAGGGUUCUGUAUAGUUUCCUCUGUUUGCCAACUGCAAGUGACUAGUAAAAGUAAACUCAAUAAAUGAAGGAUCUGGGCCCAGAAUGAAUUUUUUUUCCAAAUCUGGCACUAAUUGAUACUCUUCUUCAAGAGGAACUGCAAAUAUUAAAUGUCUAGAUUAUGAGAUUCUUUUCCAAGGUUGCAGUUAAGACAGAGUGAGAAGUUACAGUUAUGCCGAGGAGAAAAAGCACUGGCAUGGAGCAGCUGGAUGUGUGACCUUUUCCUGUAUUGCAUUUUCCAUUGAACAUCUCUCCCAGCAUACGCAUAACAAUUCUCCAAAUACAUUAAAGGUAGGAAAGGUGGUACAA
Messenger RNA from Pristis pectinata (smalltooth sawfish), 8983 nucleotides. RefSeq names its product collagen, type IV, alpha 6 (gene col4a6). Lineage: Eukaryota; Metazoa; Chordata; Chondrichthyes; Rhinopristiformes; Pristidae. The coding region runs from base 276 to 5399 and encodes 1707 amino acids. The transcript is spliced from 48 exons. Gene Ontology annotation, molecular function: extracellular matrix structural constituent. Gene Ontology annotation, cellular component: collagen trimer; basement membrane. The record is from RefSeq and is a predicted model, not a curated record.